AUGGCGCCUCCAAUCUCCGUUGAAGAUCUUUGCAAAAAAUGUCGCGAAUUGCCAUGGGAAACCAACCGAAGAUAUACCAGGCCUCCAGUGUACCAUCCUGUCGAUCAUCACAAAUCCUUAGGCGACCUACGAAACUCAGCCAAGGAUGGAUGUCGCACAUGUCAAAUAUUUUGGCUAUAUAUCCUAGAUCAAAUCAAAACGAAGGUAGACGAUGGUUUUGAACUAAAAUUUGCGUGGAAAAAGGAAUUUCCUGUUUCUCGGAUAAAGAUCGCAGGUUUUUCUCAGAGCUUCAAGAGCGGAGACCGUGGAAGAAUGGCGGAAGACAUAAGCAUGGAGCGCUCCCAAUUCACCGUGCAUCACACCAGGAGAGACUUUGACGAUAUCCAAUUCUCCGAGGGUCAAGUGCAAGUAUCCAUGCCGAGGCCGAAAAUCACGACAGGUGAAACAUUCACGGUAAACAAGGAAUUCAUGGCGCGUAUUGGCGUCUAUUUUGAUGCCGCUGCUGGUGAAAAAAUAAAUUCUGUUCCGUAUGACAAUUUGGAACGUAUUAUGCAAGGCAUUGUUACGCCAUGGGCGAAUGGCUGCGUCCAAAGUCACUACGAAUGCCGAGCAUUGCAAAAGCUGUUCUUCGAAAGUGGUGCACCCACUCGGUUGAUAGAUGUUGGCACGACAGACGAGGAUAACGUUAAGCUGGUUGAUACGGGUGGACUAUCAAAGCCACGAUAUCUGAUUUUGAGUUAUUGCUGGGGCACAUCGAAUGACCACUCGAAGACUACUCAAGCCAACAUAGAGCAAAGGAGAGUAUCGAUCCAGAUAGAAGUACUUCCUAAAACAAUCCGCGAUACCAUUGCCAUCACCAGGCAUAUGGGAGUACAGUAUCUCUGGGUUGAUGCCAUAUGCAUUAUUCAGCAAAAUGACGAUGGCUUUCUUGACGACUGGAAGAUCGAAGCUGCCAAGAUGUCAGGAUACUAUUCCAACGCACUGUGCUGCAUAUCAAAUCUGAGCGCCACAGACAGCUCAGAGGGCUUUCUGCGAGAAAACCAAGCAGAGCUUCGGCAAGGGGUACAUAAACGAAAGGGAGCAGAACACUUCUACCACAGGGGUCAAAAUAUUAUCAUCUACUUGCCAAGACACAUAGAAAAUUGGACUACACAAUGGAACAAUUCCCCAUUAAUGCGCCGAGCUUGGGCCCUCCAAGAAUGGAUUCUUUCUCCCCGGAUUUUGUAUUGCACCAAAGUCGGGAUGUUUAUGGAGUGCAACGGAGGCGUAUAUUCAACUAAUGACCCUUUCACGAAGCUCGCAGCAGCCUGGCAACACACUCGUGAAUUAAGAGAUGUCCUAAGAAAAUCCACCGAAACCGACGCUAUCACCAAACACCUAGCACUCGCCGGAUCUAUCGGAUUCGCCAAAUCUGCCGAAUUCGCCAUAGCUCAGAUUGGUGAUUUGUGGAUGAACCUGGUCACUUUCUAUUCUACGAUGAAUCUUACCGAUCCUACAGACCGCCUUGUUGCUAUCGACGGAAUCGCCCGUCUUUUCUGCGCAAAAUACAACAUCGGAUACUUUGCCGGCGUUCUCAAUACUCGCAUUGCCCAAACGCUGCUUUGGAAACGGAACGAGCCGAUAGAAGAAGGAAUCUCAGCUGUCAUCCAACUUUUCCCUAGCUGGUCAUGGUCGUCCACCAGGGAUGUUGAGUUUCCAGAGUUUGGGAGGGGCAUAUCUUACGUUACAUGUAUCAACGGUCGUUGCUUCUACUUAUCCGACAGGGUGGUAAACUAUGCCGACUAUUCUGAGACUUUAUUCCCAUUACGAGGCCCUAUUUUGCCCUUUCCUGUUGUUUCUUAUUUUGGACUGCCUUUUCGUGCCGUCCGUCUUCUUGUCGACCACAAUAGUCCUUUGUGGGGUGGAGAACUUAUCACCAUUUACAUGGACUCUACGAAGGAGCGCACCAAACUAAUAGAACUCGCCAUAGACAGAGAGAAAAUGAAACUCAUAGGACAAUGGAGACUCUUAAUUUGUUUGAGAAACCCCACCACAAAGGUUUCAUCAGUUAAUGAUUCUAAGACAUUAGUACUAUUGGAUAUCGACGCAUAG
Messenger RNA from Trichoderma gamsii, 2091 nucleotides. RefSeq lists its product as hypothetical. Bases 1 to 2091 code for a protein of 696 amino acids. The record is from RefSeq and is a predicted model, not a curated record. NCBI's taxonomy places the organism in Eukaryota, Fungi, Ascomycota, Sordariomycetes, Hypocreales, Hypocreaceae. The transcript has 3 exons.